AGAAGAGGAAGAAGGUUCAGUGCUGCUGCUGGGUUUCAGUCCCUGUGGGAUCAUGUCGCAGGCUAUAUUUGAAGCGUUGGAAGGCAUGGACAACCAGACCGUCCUUGCUGUCCAGUCCUUUCUGGACGGUCAAGCCGGUGUCCCUGAUCACAGCAAUCAGAACGUCUCAGGGGCUGCCAUCCAGCCAAUGGAUGAUGACGAUGUCUUCCUGUGUGGGAAGUGUAAGAAGCAGUUCAACUCUUUGCCGGCGUUCUUGACGCACAAGAGGGAGCAAUGCCAGCAUAACACCCCCUCACUCGCCACCGUGUCCCUGGCAUCCAGCAACACCUACACACCUGUACCCUCAGUCAGCGCCGUGCCACAACUACCAGCCAACAGACAGGUGUCGACCUACAUCACGGUGCCACCAUCUCCUCUCACGCACACCCUAGUGCAGGGGAACGUUCUUGUGAGUGAUGAGGUUCUCAUGUCUGCCAUCUCAGCGUUCACAUCCAUGGACACGCCAGUCACGGCCAUGCAGUCUUCCUCUCAGAACAAUCUGAGCAUGCCCAGUGCACCGUCGUACCUGCAGAACCACCCACAGGCCUCCCAGCCCCUUCCGCUUACCCAGGCUCCACCCCUUUCUGCACAGGUUCCCUCCAGUAUCAACAGCUCAGUAGUGCAGGUGCACAGCACACUGCCCCCGAUGGCUGUAGGAGGAAAUGCAGAGGUCCACACACUUGGUCUCCAACCAUUUCAGUCUGUUCAGGUACAGGGUGGUGGUCAGUGUGUGGACAGUCAGAGUGCAGCAUUCAGCAGUGCUCCUGUUUACAGUUCAGCUAAAGCGGCACCAAAGCAGAAGAGCUGCGGCAGCACCGUGACUCUGAGUGAGCUGAGCGAAUACGACAAGGUCAUCAUCCCCAAAAAGACCCGCAAUUCAAAGAAAAUACACGAAGGUCAAACAAAAGCCAAAGGUCAGAAGCUUAAGUGCAGUUUCUGUGACAAAGUGUUCGCUAAAAACUUCGACCUGCAGCAGCACAUCAGAAGUCAUACGGGCGAGAAGCCAUUCCAGUGCAUCGUAUGUGGCCGUGCCUUCGCCCAGAAAUCCAAUGUGAAGAAACACAUGCAGACGCACAAGGUGUGGCCAGCUGGAGUGCACAGCACUGUGUCCAGACUCCCCGUCACAGUGAAGCCAGUCCCGGAGAACACGGCUCAACAUUCUGACGGACAUGAAGAACACGGAGUUCUGGAUCGGAGCGAGGCUGAGCUCCCGUCUGAGGCAAAAGGAUCCAACCAGGCCCAAAACAAGCAGCUGCUCCUGAUCGACAGUUCGUACCAGUGCCAGUUCUGCACCGCAAAAUUCAGCAGCUACUUCCAGCUCAAAUCUCACAUGACCCAACACAAAGAUGAGCAGGUGUACAGGUGUGUGGUGAAGGCAUGCUCCCAGACCUUCCAGAAGCUAGAGCUCUUCCUUGAGCAUAUCCGUUCUCACCAGGAGCACCUGACGUACCGCUGCCACCUGUGUACCAAAGUGUUCCCGUCUCUGUUUGAGCUCGGCCUGCACCAGUACUCCCACAGCUUCUGUCCUCAGCAGAACACACACAAAGACACUGCCUACUACAGGUGCAAUAAGUGUCAGAGUAAAUACUCCACACAGGAAGCUCUGGAGCAGCACAUCCUCACUGCCUCACACAACUUCCCCUGUCCACACUGCCACAAGGUCUUCCCAUGCGAGCGAUAUUUCCGGAGACACCUGCUUACUCACGGCGCUGUUGGCAGAUUCAACUGCCAGAUCUGUAAAAAGCUGUUUAAAACUGAGCACUACCUCAAACUGCACACACAGAUACACUCAGGUGAGAAACCAUAUAAAUGUUCAGUGUGUGAAGCCACAUUCAACCGCAAGGACAAGGUGAAGAGACACAUGCUGAUCCAUGAACCCUUUAAGAAGUACAAGUGUCCUUUCAGGACGCACGUUGGAUGCACCAAAGAGUUCAACAGGCCUGACAAACUGAAGGCGCACAUCCUGUCUCACUCAGGCAUUAAGCCGUUUAAGUGCCAGUUCUGCCAGAAGAGCUUCAGUCGCCGUGCACACAUGCUCGAGCACCAGCGCUCUCACACCAACAACUACCGUUUCCGCUGCUCCACCUGUGCCAAGGGCUUCACCCGCCUUAAAUACUACCGCGAGCACCGCUGCCCAAUGGCCACAGCCUCCGACACCACCACUGGAACAGCUGGAGGCGGAGAACCCACAGGCGGAGGAGCAGAUUACACAGAUGUUCCGGAGGAAGAUGAAGACAAUGAUGAAGAGACGAGUGAAGGCGGUGUUGUGGGAACUGAAAUGGGAACAGGAGCGGAGAUGAUGAGAGGAACGGAGCAAGAAGAGCAGAAUGAAGGUUUACAGGGAGGUGGAGGAGCUGAUGAACUGCUGGAGGAAACAGUGUUUGGCUCAACGGCUGAUUGAUUGGCUCUGUCAAAGUCGUGUGGUUUAGUAGGAAAUCCGGCAGAGCGCGCGCGCAUGCACAAAAAAAACCCUAUUAAAAACGGGAAAAAAAUGGAGCUAAAAUGCUCUGCUACAGUAUUUUAAUAAAUAUAAUUGCAUAAUUGGAGAAUCGAGAUCGCAAUUCUAAGAUGAAAAUUGUCCAGCUGUAUGUAUAAUUGAACACAUAGAGAGAGCGAGAUGCUAAGUGAUCACCUGUGUCUGGUGAUGUGCUUACACUUUUUACAAACUGAGUUCAGACAUAUCUUAAGUCCCUGUGGUGCAACUGAAAUUCUGUGCUAGUUUUAACUGUGGUUUAGGACCAGCUUUACACCCUGACUUAGCAGUGAACUCUCGUUCAUUAAAGGAAAACUCUGGGAUUUUUUUUUUUUAAAUUAAUUUAUACCCUGGGUCUUUAUCCCAUCUCUUUGAGGGAGGAAAAGUAUUUUAGUACCUUUCUCUUCUUCCGUCUUUGACACAGUGCCUGUGAGGGGCUGCUUUCUGAUCUUUACAAAAGACACGCAGAAUUUGUGAAGUCCAUUUCCAAAGCAAUGCCUGAAUCUUUAGCUGAUUAUGACGACAGGGAUGAGGCAUUUGAAUUUGAUGGCCGUCCCUGUUUAUUUGCGAUAAAGAGCUCUGAGAAACUGAAGAAAAAUCCCAGCUAGUCUUCAUUAUCUCUAAAUGUUGAUGCGUAUAAUUAUAUAAUCGGUCAUGGCUCAAUAGAUCAUUUUUUCAUCCAACCGACUUAUCGAGUGAGUGCUUUUUGACCUCAUCCUGCCAUGCUUUCAUGUGUACUGAUGCAAGGUCAGCUAAAUAACUUUGAGCUAUACCUUCACUGUCUGUAUGGAAUCAAUUUUGUGCCAAAAUGUUCAUACAAUACUUUUGAAAUAUCAAAAAUUAUAAAUCAAAAUUAAAAAAGUCAAAUUUUUUUAGA
Messenger RNA from Neoarius graeffei (lesser salmon catfish), 3389 nucleotides. It is a transcript of the gene znf341, whose product is annotated as zinc finger protein 341. Gene Ontology annotation, cellular component: nucleus. The transcript is spliced from 16 exons. Gene Ontology annotation, biological process: regulation of transcription by RNA polymerase II. The coding region runs from base 53 to 2440 and encodes 795 amino acids. Gene Ontology annotation, molecular function: RNA polymerase II transcription regulatory region sequence-specific DNA binding; DNA-binding transcription factor activity, RNA polymerase II-specific. NCBI's taxonomy places the organism in Eukaryota, Metazoa, Chordata, Actinopteri, Siluriformes, Ariidae. The record is from RefSeq and is a predicted model, not a curated record.